Diaporthe batatas is the source of this 1281-nucleotide messenger RNA. RefSeq lists its product as uncharacterized. NCBI's taxonomy places the organism in Eukaryota, Fungi, Ascomycota, Sordariomycetes, Diaporthales, Diaporthaceae. Gene Ontology annotation, cellular component: nucleus. Gene Ontology annotation, biological process: transcription by RNA polymerase II. The coding region runs from base 1 to 1281 and encodes 426 amino acids. The record is from RefSeq and is a predicted model, not a curated record. The transcript has a single exon.
AUGGACUUCUCACUCGACAUCAAAGAGAAGGAGGUCGGCUCAGUCAAGCCGCCCAGCUUCCCCCAGCCCAAGUCCACAACCACCGGCUUCCCCGAGCACAAGAAGCGCACACGAGUAUCAGCCUUCAAGAAACAGCGCCAGGCCCCCGACGCCGGUGCCCCCGGCCCCCAGGAUGCCCCGACAGGGUCGACACGGCCGGCCCGCCCACAGGGCGCGGCGAGCACGGAGCAGGCCGCCAUCGACCGCGAGAACCGGGAGCUGCUGGCGUCCAUGUCGCCCGAGCAGAUAGCAGAGGAGCGCCAGGAGCUCCUGGGCCGCCUCGACCCGAGCAUCGUCCAGAUGCUCCUCAGGAGGGCCAACCUCGACGAGCCCGCCGCGCCCUCGCCGUUUGACGAACCCCCCACAGACGACGACGACAACCGCAAGGCCGCGAAACCCGAGGGCGCCCCAGCGAUCGCCGUAGACGACACGACUGCGCCUGCCCCCGCGCCCAAGGAGAAGACGGAGAAGCAGAUCAAGAAGACAGUCCACUUCGACGAGGACGCCCCGCCCCCAGAGCCACCAGCCGCCCUCCUCUUCGACCCGAGCUCCGAGCCUCCCCCACCGCCAUCGCGAACCACACCAGCAGGACCCGCCGACUCCCUGGCCGCGAACACGACGCACUUCCCCCACCCAAAGCCCCUCCCCGACCUCGACCCAUCCGACCCGGACUUCCUCGAGACGCUGCACUCAAAAUACUUCCCCAACCUGCCCGCCGACCCGACCCGGCUCGCCUGGAUGGCGCCGAUCCCGACCCCGGGUUCCGCCGCCGACCAGGAGUCCCCCUACUACCCGGGCCAGGCGACGCUGGCCGUCGACGCCCUGCGCUUCGACUUCAAGGGCCGCCUCCUGCCGCCCUCGGAGUCGCGCCGCAUCCCCGUCACCAAGGGCCUCCACCACCACGGCCUGGCCCCCGAGGCCGCCGGCUACACGGUCGGCGAGCUCGGGAUCCUGGCGCGCAGCGCCGUCCCCGCGCAGCGGUGCGUCGCCUUCCAGGCGCUGGGGAGGAUCCUGUUCCGGCUGGGGCUCGGGGAGUGGGGCGGCGGUGGCGGGGAUGCUGGUGCGGCGGACCUGGCAAGGGGCAUCUGGCGGACCUGCCAGGAGGCCAAGGUCGUCGAGAGCCUGCUCGAGGCCGCCGAGGUCCCCGAGGGCCAGGGCCACAGGGGCAGCAGGUCGUAUGCCAUCGAGGCGCUGUGGUUGUUCGAGAAGGGCGGGUGGAAGGAGAAGUUCCAGGGGAGGUGA